Molecule: messenger RNA, 1902 nt
Organism: Exophiala spinifera
Lineage: Eukaryota; Fungi; Ascomycota; Eurotiomycetes; Chaetothyriales; Herpotrichiellaceae
Exons: 1
Coding region: 1-1902 (633 amino acids)
Biological process (GO): regulation of transcription by RNA polymerase II
Molecular function (GO): DNA-binding transcription factor activity, RNA polymerase II-specific; RNA polymerase II cis-regulatory region sequence-specific DNA binding
Source: RefSeq, a predicted model, not a curated record
AUGGCCGAGUCCAACAUCGAUCCGCAAGUAGCCCAGGAGGGUUCAUCGCCGGCCUUUCCUACUUUCAUUAAACCUAUCAGUCCUGCUCAAAAUCAACCAAAGCUAGGAGCCACUGAUCCCGACGACUUCGAGGACUCAUCAAGAUCUACAAAGAGGCGAAAGCUCGACACUCCUCAGUUGACUGCUGCUGCUGCCUUCGCUGAAGCGGGGCAGGGACUCCCAAGAUCGAUAUCUCCAGCGAGUACGGGCACCAGCCCGAAUCCUCCCCAACAGGUUCUCGGCGCUCUCAUGGGCGCGAAUUCCAAUCUCACGAGCAAGGCUCCCCAGUCUGUCACUGACAAUGUCACUGAUCCAACGACUACAGUCAGCGAGCCUCUGGCCGAGGUGGCUGAGAGUAUACAGCAGGCCUCUGCUUCAGCUGCCGACGUCUCUGCAGCCGGCGACAGUCAUGCCGAGCAGACCAGCCCAACCAGCCUGUCCAGUGUAGGGACUUUGGAGAGUGUACAUGGUGUUUCGGGCAUCACCACUACAGUCGGAAGCCCGCUGCCCAUCGAGCAAACUGUUGGUCAGGUCGUGAAUGCCAUGGAAGCAGGCUCUACCUCACCUGGCGAAGGGUUCAAAGGCUCUUCGUAUCCAACCCCUGGCUUGCAGUUGCCGCCGAAUGAAGGCGCUAGACGAGGAAUGAGCUUGCCUCAGUCCACCUCACGACCAGGUACAAGAUCUCCCUCCAGCAAGAAACACAGAUGCCCCUAUUGUGCCACCGAAUUCACCCGUCACCACAAUCUGAAGAGCCAUCUGUUAACACAUAGUCAAGAAAAACCAUAUGUAUGCUCCACCUGCCAGUCGAGGUUCCGACGCUUGCAUGAUCUCAAAAGACACACCAAGUUACACACCGGCGAACGUCCUCAUAUUUGCCCAAAGUGUGGUCGCAAAUUCGCCCGAGGCGACGCUCUGGCGCGCCACAACAAAGGCCCUGGAGGCUGUGCCGGCCGCCGAGCCAGUAUGGGCAGUUACGGCGGAGAUGACGACGCGGAAGGCGAUGAGUCGAUGGAAGGUGUCAUGUAUGGUGAACCUGAGGUCAUGGAUGACGAAGCGGGCAAUGACAAGACCCCGCGAAUACGUCGUCAAGCUCCCUCAGGAGACGACACGGUGGACGAUGCAGAACAGGCCUCGCGAUUUCCCAGCACCUAUCCACCUAUUCAGGGUCGUCCUCCGGGUGGCCUUGCAGGUGGCGGUUACCAACCUCGUGGCACCUUCAACCCGAGUCCGUCCGGGUCUGGCAACGCAGUUGUGCCGCCUGGGGCACCACCUCCGUUUCCGCAAGUCUCUGGGUCUUCUUCGGGAUCGAGAACCUCGAUAUCCAACGCCGUGUACCCGCAAAACCCGAUGACGGAGAGUCCGAAACCUCUUUCGCCAGGUCAGGUGCAUAGAGCGCAGUUGACGGGCGCAGCUGACGCCAGUCUAAACCGCAAUCGGUCUCCUAGCAGCUCGAGUCACUAUCCACCAGGAUCGUUUGGUCGAACCAGUGGUACGAGCUCGUCGCUUGGGCUGCCAUCUGGACCCCAGCUACCUCCACCGAAUGUGGUCAACCCGGUAGACUCCAGAUACACCUUGUCCAGUCAAGGUGGCCCCGCCCAUCCGCCCACACAGCCUUCUGGGCCUCCCACGCACAUGAGUGGUGGUGGACCUCUGUCAUCUCAUAGCAACAGUCUCUCUUCUGGCCAUGCUCAUUCCGCCCAUGGCAGCGGAGAGACUUCCAACAUGUUUGCCGACAAAGAUAGGCUCUGGGCAUAUGUGAACAGUCUCGAGCAACGGAUGAAUUCCAUGCAACAGGAGAUUGAGAGCCUGAAACAUCAACUUGCGGUUGCCACGCAAGGAACUCAACAGCAACCACGAAUGUGA